Messenger RNA from Cladophialophora psammophila CBS 110553, 1083 nucleotides. RefSeq lists its product as uncharacterized. The coding region runs from base 1 to 1083 and encodes 360 amino acids. Lineage: Eukaryota; Fungi; Ascomycota; Eurotiomycetes; Chaetothyriales; Herpotrichiellaceae. Gene Ontology annotation, biological process: pentose-phosphate shunt, non-oxidative branch; carbohydrate metabolic process. The transcript is spliced from 6 exons. The record is from RefSeq and is a predicted model, not a curated record. Gene Ontology annotation, molecular function: transaldolase activity. Gene Ontology annotation, cellular component: intracellular anatomical structure.
AUGGCAACCCGCUCACUUCUCGAAAGACUCGAAGAACUCUGCAACGUCGAUGUCGAUGAUGUCGAUACGGAACUCAUCAAGAGCUUGCCUUUCACUCCUCAUAACCAGACUUCGAAUCAAGCUGUCAUCACGAGGGAGUUGCUAAAACCAGAGCAUAAGGUGCUUUUAGAAGAGCUUGUGGACAAGUAUGGCAAGGAAGGCUGGGAGAAAGUGUAUAACAUGGCGGCUGUCACUUUUUGUGCUCGAAAUGUUUCCUACUUGUCAGGUCGUGUGCUGGUUCAAACUUCCCUCCGUUAUGUGAACGACCGAGCUGCCAUAAUCAAACAAUGCCUUGAGUAUGCCGAUGCUUUUGAGAAGGCUGGUGUUCCAAAAGAUCGCUUCGCCAUAAAAUUGCCAUUUUCCGGAUCUGCGGCUUCCGCGGCCCUUGAGCUCAAUGCCCAAGGCAUUCGCACGCUGGCAACGACGGUCUUCUCUCUUGAACAAGCGAUCGCAGCCAGCCAGUCAAACUGUCUAUUCAUCAGCCCAUACUACAAUGAGAUUGCAGCACAUUUCGACCCAUCGUUACGUCCACAACUUAGAGACCCAGCUCUUGAGCAUCCCAUGUCGGCCCGCGUGAUACACAUUCUCAAGACAUUUGCAGAAGCAUAUGUCCAGACGGGAAAGGAUCAACCGAUUAUGGUCAUCGCGAGCCACUUCAACAUUGCCGAGAUUCUUGCCAUGGCAGAGUUAGGUUGUCAACAUGUCACCAUUCAAGCUCACAACCUCAAGCAGCUUAUGGAGACACCUGACACGCUUCCCCCAGUGGUCAACAAGAAGCCUAAACAUCCAUAUGCAGAGUUCGUUAUUGCAGAGCGCCUGAGGAGAUUGGUAGCUCUAGAUCCGCUUUCCGGAUCGGAAUGGAAUGGAGUACUGGCCACAAUGGACACUGAUUUUGUAGCCGACGGCGGCGAAAAGCUUGACAACUUCAUCAAAAUAAAUUCGGUGUUGAAUAAGAGGUUCGGAGAUGCUUCCAAGUUUUUCCUCGAGGUCGAAGAAGCAGCGAAGGUUGCUAUCGAAGAAAUUAUCGCUGCCAAAGGCUUGUGA